This is a messenger RNA of Gastrolobium bilobum, 2553 nucleotides long. RefSeq names its product adenine phosphoribosyltransferase 5-like. The transcript is spliced from 12 exons. Gene Ontology annotation, cellular component: cytosol; cytoplasm. Gene Ontology annotation, molecular function: ATP binding; protein kinase activity; adenine phosphoribosyltransferase activity. Gene Ontology annotation, biological process: protein phosphorylation; adenine salvage. NCBI's taxonomy places the organism in Eukaryota, Viridiplantae, Streptophyta, Magnoliopsida, Fabales, Fabaceae. The coding region runs from base 97 to 2421 and encodes 774 amino acids. The record is from RefSeq and is a predicted model, not a curated record.
CCAUCUUCUCCUCCUUUUUUCUCAACUUUGUUUUGAAUUUAUAUAAACAAACCUGGCAAUUUUAUCUGCACCCCCAAGCCGUUGAUUUAUUGAGGAAUGGCACAAGUUAUUGCUACUCCACCAGCUACUUUUGAGUAUGAACUCUUGGUUGGUGAUCCUGAGCACCUUAGAACUGUCACAGCCUCAUCCAGCAACAAGGACCUAUGGAUUGAACCUGAAAGGUUGAAACUCAGACACAGAAUUGGUCGUGGGACCUUUGGUGAUGUUUGGUUAGCAACUCAUCAUCAGUCAACUGAAGAUUAUGAUGAGUGUCAUGAAGUUGCUGUCAAGAUAUUACCUCCAAUCAGAGAGGAACAUAUGAAGACUGUAUUAGAGAAAUUUCACGAAUUAUAUUUUCAGUGCAAAGGGGUGCCUAGGGUUUGCUGUCUACUUGGAAUUUCAAUUUUAAAUGGAAGGAUAUGCAUCAUUAUGAAUUUUUAUGAGGGUUCAAUCGGUGACAAGAUGGCUAGACUCAGAGAGGGGAGGAUUUUAUUGCCUGAUGUUCUGAGGUAUGGUAUCAAUCUUGCUCAAGGUAUUCUGGAACUUCACUCAAAAGGGAUCCUAGUUCUCAACCUUAAACCAUUUAAUGUGCUUCUCGAUGAUAGUGAUCAAGCAAUAUUGGGAGAUGUUGGCAUUCCCAGUCUUUUGCUUGGUUCUACAUUCAUGAGUUCAGAUAUGGCUCACAGGCUUGGUACGCCAAAUUACAUGGCUCCAGAACAAUGGCAACCAAAAGUUAGAGGCCCUAUAUCCUUUGAAACCGAUUCAUGGGGAUUCGGAUGCACCAUUGUGGAAAUGUUGACAGGUAAUCAACUUUGGUAUGGACUUCCUGUUGGUGAAAUUUACCAAUCGGUUGUUGAAAAGCAUGAAAAACCACAUAUUCCUUGUGGCCUUCCUUCUUCAAUUGAGAAUAUCCUCAGUGGAUGCUUUGAGUAUGAUUUAAGGAAUCGUCCUUCAAUGGUAGAUAUUCUGACAGUCUUUAAAAGCUCACUGAAUGCAGUAGCCAAUGAUGGAGGGUGGAGAUUUCUCGGAACUCAAAAAAUUACAGUAAAAUCAAGUAGCAUUGGCUAUACACAGUGGUUCCUCUCAAAGGAUCAUCUUCAGGUGGGUGACAUGGUGCGAUCUAGAAAGCUUUCCAAUUCAUGCAAGCCUCAAAACAUGGAUGUUCCAGAAGGAAAUGUUGUUGGUUUAGAACGUCAUGCAGAUAAUGGUUUUGUUUUAGUGAGGGUCCAUGGUGUUCAUGACCCUAUAAGGAUUCAUGCAUCAACUCUUGAACGUGUCACUAAUGGUUUGGCAGCUGGUGAUUGGGUACGCUUGAAGGAAGAAGAUGAGAAGCACUCGCCAGUGGGUAUUCUUCAUUCCGUCGAUCGUGAUGGCAGAGUGGAUGUUGGGUUUACUGGGCUGCAAACUCUUUGGAAAGGAAAUUCUUCAGAACUUGAAAUGGCAGAAUCUUACUGUGUGGGGCAGUUUACUAGGCUGAAAGCCAAUGUUUUGAGUCCUCGAUUCGAAUGGCCACGUAAAAGGGGAGGAGCCUGGGCUACUGGUAAGAUUUCAUGGAUCCUACCAAAUGGGUGUCUAGUUGUCAAGUUCCCAGGAAUGUUGACUUUUGGGGAUGAACCAAGCACCUUCUUGGCUGAUCCCUCUGAGGUUGAUGUGAUUAAUUUCAGGUCUUGUCCAUGUAUGUUAAAGAAGUAUCAACAUGUAGAGGAUCAUCACUGGGCAGUUAGACCUGUUCUAAUUGCAUUUGGCAUUCUUACAGCUGUGAAACUAGGGAUGUUAGUUGGAAAGAAAAUGGGGAGGAACAUGAAUGUUAAUGCUAUAGAGAAUGAAAACCCAAGGUUGCAAGCAAUAUACCAAGCCAUCAGAGUGGUGCCUCACUUCCCAAAACAAGGAAUAAUGUUUCAAGACAUAACGACAUUGUUGUUGGAUCACAAGGCGUUUAAAGACACGGUCGACAUUUUUGUCGAUCGUUACAGAGACAUGCACAUUUCUGUUGUUGCCGGAAUUGAAGCAAGGGGAUUCCUGUUUGGUCCCUCAAUUGCUUUGGGCAUUGGUGCAAAGUUUGUUCCUUUACGCAAACCUCGGAAGCUGCCAGGUGAAGUAAUUUCAGAAAAAUAUGCUCUAGAAUAUGGAACUGAUUGUUUGGAGCUGCAUGUUGGAGCUGUCCAGCCCGGUGAACGGGCCAUAGUUAUUGAUGACUUGGUGGCCACAGGUGGUACUCUAUCUGCAGCAAUAAGACUUCUAGAACGUCUUGGUGCUGAAGUAGUGGAAUGUGCUUGUGUGAUUGGUGUGCCUGAGGUUAAGGGACAGUGCAGGCUUAUCGGAAAGCCACUUUAUGUUCUUGUGGAGCCGCGUCAAGUAGAAAAAAAUGCUUUUGAGUUGUGAUGUUAAUUCUUCUUCGGCUGACAUACAAAAGGACGCUUCAUCUGAGAAACACAAGCCAUAACGUGAUCCUUAAGUUUUCGGCUGAUUGAGUUGUUUUCAGACGCAAAGAUCAUCAUGGAAAUUGUUCCCCUU